Monopterus albus (swamp eel) is the source of this 3557-nucleotide messenger RNA. It is a transcript of the gene slc66a1l, whose product is annotated as solute carrier family 66 member 1 like. The record is from RefSeq and is a predicted model, not a curated record. Lineage: Eukaryota; Metazoa; Chordata; Actinopteri; Synbranchiformes; Synbranchidae. Gene Ontology annotation, molecular function: L-lysine transmembrane transporter activity. The transcript has 8 exons. The coding region runs from base 207 to 1142 and encodes 311 amino acids. Gene Ontology annotation, cellular component: lysosomal membrane.
UAUUCAGGACGCCUUGACACCUGACAACCGACAACAUCGGGAGCAAAUCUCUAAUAUUUUCAAGGCUCAUUGUUUACAGAAACGUGUGAGGAUGUUUGGAAAGUUUACACAAACUCUUAAACAGUCUGCGAGUUCACUUGUUCAGCAGAAGCACAGACGUCGCAGCUGAGUUGCUUGCAGCCGGCGGACACAGCCAGUCUGUCCCCAUGGCCACCGCACGCUUCCCCGGAAAAGGUGCGGACGUGGUCGUCGCCAACUGGACCGCUCCAGCGCUGGGCAAGCCACUGUGUGUCAACGGGACCCGAUGGAUCCUUUACCUACUGGAGGAGUGUGUGGAAAAUAUGUGGGAAUACUUCAGCGUGGUGAUAGGACUCGUAUCUAUGUUGUGUUUUCUGCUGUCCACUUUGCCGCAGGUCUGUGAGGCCUAUCGCAAUGGUAAAGUGGAGGAGGCCAUGUCUUUUGGCUUCCUUUGUUUCCUCUUGAGUGGAGACCUGACCAGCUUUGCAGGGUGCUUGCUCACCAGCCAGCUGCCUAUUCAGGUGAUCACAGUGGUGUUCUACAUCUUCACAGACCUGAUCCUCAUCUCCCAGUUUCUCUACUACAAGAUCAAGAACAGCUCCAGCAGAAAGAACCCGCUGUUGAAGUGGCUGUGUUUCAUGUGGUGUGGUGCUGCUACGUUAGUCCUCCUGAUGGUACUGAAGCUUGUCAUAGACAGUAGUACAACCUCAAAUGCUCAGAGUCCAACUAUCUCUAAAUCAGUGGAAAUCACUGGCUAUAUAUGUGGAUACCUGGCAUCUAUCUUUUACCUCUGCUCCCGUUUCCCCCAGCUCUAUAAAAAUUUUCAGCGACAGUCUACUGAGGGCACAUCUUAUCUGUUGUUUGCCCUGGCUAUGAUGGGCAAUGGAACAUAUGGGCUGAGUGUCAUAGUGGUCCUGCCUGCACUCGGGGGCUCCAAACAAGCCUACAUCAUCAAACACCUGGCCUGGCUCAUUGGAAGCCUGGGAGUCCUCAUACUUGACUUCUUUGUGACUGCCCAGUUCAUCAUGUACAGGAAGAACAACUUUGGCAAAAACAGCGCACUACUCAGUGUUCCAGAGGUGGAACCCCUCCUGCGUGAGGAAGAGGAACUGUCGGUGUUAUAGGACACAAAACCAACGUGGACACUUUUAUCAAGAAUGGACUAGUUAGUCUAGUUGUUUGUUCUUAACAGUUCAGUCUCAGUUCACAGGAUCAUUGUUUUACUAAUAACAACUUGUGAAAACAGACGUUGCACAAGUGUUGCUGAAAUGAGGAACCAUUGGAACCAGAAGGUCAUUUCAGUGCAUGGUUACAGGAUGAUUAUCUGCCGUUAAACGGACAAACACCAUGAUAAUGUUCUCUGUGGUAUCUAUAGUAUUAAAAUCUGAUCAGUACAUUCUUCUUAACAUUGCAGCUUAUGUUAAGUACCACUUCACAGAUGAACUUCAUCUCUGUAGAAUCAGACCCUUUGACACAUGUAGCUCACAACAAGAGACAGUUCAUGUCAGACACAUUUUCGCCAACUGGAACUACUUUGUUUGGUUUAUGUGAUUGGGGGGACACCUGGGGAGAGUGUGCAGGAGGUGGGACGAUGCGGUGUCACAGCCAGUUUGUAAUUUGGUUAUAAACAACCGAGUCUCUUGUCGUUCAUUAAAGUUGUCUGACGAUUCUGAUGCUGGCUCUUAACGACAGAAGUUCCUGAAUCACCUCCAGAUAUUUUUAUUGCAGUCUUUGUUGUAAAUGACUCCUUCUUCUUCUUCACUGGAUGUUUGUUUUCUUCCAGUUUUGUACUAUACUCUGCUGUAUCCUCACUUGGGUUCACUCUGACUCGCUCAGACUUUAUGUGGACUUUGUACUAGGGAGCUGGUAGGGUAAAGUCCGCUUAACAUCCGGGUCAAGUGACUCAGACAUUUGCAUUCUCACGUAGAGCCCUUCUGGGUAAUGUCUAGAGAAUUUCAGGGUUCCAGUGCAUGUCUGAAAAGGGCUACUGUUUCCCUUCCGGCAAACGUUUCAGCACCACUUGUCUUUUUCUGCUCAUUAGUGACUUUUUUUGAUUAAUUAUUUCACAGGGAUUCCUUGAUUUUGUUUUGAAUGGACUAAAUGUAUUUUUAAUUGCGAACAGGGACCAUACUCAACCACAGGAGGAACCUUCAUGCCAGAUGACUUUUCACAAAUGCAGACUUUAUUUAAGACUUAACUUUAUUUAUUUUUACCCAUUUUUGGCAGGGUAAAGGCUGUUGCAGAGAACAGUAAAUUAUAGUAGGACUCUGUUCACAUUACAGGCACAUUAAUUACAUUAAUGCUCUAUCCUGAAUUUUUUGUCAGAUCCAGUCUUUCUAUGUUGACGAUUACCAGGCAUGUUUUCAGACAGCAGUCAGAUAGUCAGAGAUCGGGUGUGAAUCAGAUCUAGGACUACAUAUGAAACUCGCCCAGAUCUGAAUUGAGAAAAGAAAAAAAAACAGAACACUUUGGCUUCUUCACAGUGAAACAAUCAGAUCUGAGUCUCUUUGGGGGGGAAACAGGCUUGCAUCACUUCAGCAGGUAGGACACAUGGUAUGGGGUGUUAGUUCUCUUACUGUAACCGAUUUGGUAAUAUAAGUGCAUCCAUUUUAGACCAAACUAGUUUUUAAAUUGAUAGGCUUCUAAACUAUUCAGUGAUUUACUUAAGCCAUUAUUUUUCUUAGAAAAUUUAAAAGCAUCUUUCUGUUUAGAUUUCCAUGUAUUAUCUGUUCCGUUGUUGUGUGUAGCAUUAACUGUUUUCUUCCUCUUUUGUAACAUUUGCAUGACAUGAAAAAACAUUCGUUAAACAGCGAGGAACAGAAAUUGAAACACUUUAAAGCAAAGCAGAUGCUUUUGUGAAGUCAAAUUAUUUUUAAAUCUGUUUUGCCUGAUUAACUUUAUUGCAGUGUAACAAAACAAACUGGUGACAGCAAAGGAGAGUAAAGACUGAACAAAGUCAUCUCACUAAUGAGCAGUUCAAGUAGAACAAACGUUUAGUGUAACUAAUAGCUCGUCACUGCUGUGCCAGAUGUUGCAAUGCAUUGUGGAUGUGGCGGUGACACUGUUUAACCUAUCACCUGCGUAACUACAGUACUAUACCUGCAGAAAUCAGCAGAUUCCUCCACCUCUUUGUAGUGUGGACAUGAUUCAUUUCUCCCAGUGUGCAGGAAGAGCUAGCAUGUAGCACAGUGCUCCAUAACAUUUAAUUGAUAGCACCUAAACUGCGUUUCAGAAACUCAUAGCUAUUGAGUCUGUGUUGUUUGCUAUUAUCACAGUAAUGAUAUUAUGAUGAACAACAUUCUUUUCCAUCCUUAGCCAGUCAGCUGAUGCAAUAUUGUUGAUUUAUGAUGAGAUGCAGAGUUGUUUGCUGAAAGGGUAAUUUAUUUGCAAAUACUUAAUGUACAUCCUUUUCACCAGCAAAUUAAAAUUUGGAUCAUUUUUUUAUUACCUGAUUGAUACUUCAAUUUCUUCUCUAUUACUUCCAAAUGAGUCUGAUAUGCUUUUUUCAGUUUAGCCCAGAAAUGUACCUACAGAGGUGG